Messenger RNA from Penicillium soppii, 243 nucleotides. RefSeq lists its product as uncharacterized. The transcript has a single exon. The coding region runs from base 1 to 243 and encodes 80 amino acids. The record is from RefSeq and is a predicted model, not a curated record. Lineage: Eukaryota; Fungi; Ascomycota; Eurotiomycetes; Eurotiales; Aspergillaceae.
AUGGAUUUAUUGACGGGUAUGGCAAAUUUUCACACAGUGGCUACCACACACUUGACUGAGUCCGCCCAUUCUCUCAAGCUGGUAUGGACUUCAGCAAACACCAGCAAGAUUGAGGUAUUCAGCAGAAUUAUCCAAUCGAGCGGGCUCGCUCCUCAGUCCCUCAGCUCCGGCGACAACUUCCGCAUUUUCGGGCGACCACAGCAAGACGCCACCCGGAAGUACUCGGACGAGAAGCUGGAGUAA